Molecule: messenger RNA, 672 nt
Organism: Adineta ricciae
Lineage: Eukaryota; Metazoa; Rotifera; Eurotatoria; Adinetida; Adinetidae
Source: the annotation of a GenBank genome assembly
AUGUCGAUAUUCGAUGUUCUAACCAGAUUUGUAUCAAUCAAGCUAUUUAUUGUUCUAGCAAUAAACCAGUCAUGUCUAUGCCAAUUGGACACAUGCAGUCGAGAUUGUUCAGUCAGAUGUGGCGAAUCAUACAUUCAACCAAAUAUCUCUACAGAUCGUAUAAUAAAUGGUGAAAUAGCUGUGAGAAAUUCUUGGCCUUAUAUUGUUUAUGUACAAAUUGGCACGCAAGGUUGGUAUGGUGGAAGUUUAAUCGAUGCAUUGAGUGUUCUAAUAGCUGCGCAUUGUACAUACGUCGGAGACACUCGGGAAUUUACUUUGUGGUUCGAUGUACAUAAGUUAGACGAGCGUGGAAAUGAAAUGAAUCAAGGUAUUGUUGAAAAACGUUCUGUUCAACAUAUAUUCAAUCAUCCGAACUAUCGAAUUCGUUCAUUGAAAACUUGUCAACAUGAUUUAGCAAUUCUACGUCUUUCACGUUCAGUGCACGAAACAGCUUUUAUUCGAUAUCUAUGUCUUGUAUCAGAUAUUCUUCAUGUGUCAGAUGCUCAAUUGAAUGAUCAAGUAGAAAUCAUCGGUUGGAGUUAUAUAAACAAAAGACUAUCGAACGGGACAUUUCUUCGUCAAACGAUUUCAAAACAGAUUCAUGCCAAGGAAAUUCUGGUGGUCCUUUGUUGA